Rhizoctonia solani is the source of this 327-nucleotide messenger RNA. Its product is annotated as Retrovirus-related Pol polyprotein from transposon TNT 1-94. The transcript has a single exon. The record is from RefSeq and is a predicted model, not a curated record. Lineage: Eukaryota; Fungi; Basidiomycota; Agaricomycetes; Cantharellales; Ceratobasidiaceae. The coding region runs from base 1 to 327 and encodes 108 amino acids.
AUGCAGUUGACCAAGAACAGCUAUCUGAGCAAAAAGACCUACAAAAUCCCACUCCUUAAAGACAAUGGAUUGAACUACACUGCAUGGAAGUUCAGACAAACAACCAUACUAUGGAUGCGCAAGCUUGAUACAAUUGCAUGGGGCAAAGAAAAGCCACCAGCCAAGUUAACAGGCACCAAUGCCACUGACAAGACAAAAUUCAACAAGCAAGAGGCCGCAUGCUUGAAGUGGAAGCUGCGCAACAAUGAGGCGUUUGCUCAGAUCACAUUGAACAUGGAAGAUGGGUGCAUGGCCAAUAUAGUCAAGACCUGUCCUAGAUGUCUGUAA